AUGGCCAGCCAAAGCACCACAACACCAGCUAAGAGACUCCUCUCCGCCAGCAAAAUUGCCAUAGCAGUCGAUGCACUUGCGGUAAUUGACGAACGCCGUCACACCAAGCGUCAGCGUUUUUCAAUUGAGUCCAGUGAUGCUACUGCUGAGGACCUAGACUCUGCCUCGCCCGUUAUAGACCAGUACAUUGCCGUCAAAGGGGUUGAGGUCGUCCACGCCCUGACCAAUUUUACGGUGUCCGAGCUCAAUACUCUCUGGUCCAACAUCAAGGCAUACGUGUCCAAGAACUGGAAUGUUGGUGGUGGCCGCAAAUGUCCGGUGACUGGGAACGACAUGCUCUUCAUGACCCUCGUGACGCUCAAGCAUGCUGGCACUUGGGAUAUCCUUGCUGCCAGUUUUGACGAGAAG
Aphanomyces invadans is the source of this 408-nucleotide messenger RNA. RefSeq lists its product as hypothetical. The transcript has a single exon. The record is from RefSeq and is a predicted model, not a curated record. Lineage: Eukaryota; Oomycota; Saprolegniomycetes; Saprolegniales; Verrucalvaceae. The annotation marks the transcript as partial.